AUGGCGGCGUCGGCGCCGACGGGCUGCUUCAAGUGCGGCCGCCCCGGCCACUGGUCCCGGGACUGCCCCUCCGCCCCACCAUCCUCCUCCACCAACCCCAACCCCAAUCCCAACCCCGCCGCCGGCGCCGGCGCCGCCCGCUUCGCCCCCUACAAGCCGAGACAGUUCUCGAAACCCGCGGCGGCGGCGGCUGCUCCGGCGGAGGGGGAGGAGGCGCCGCAGGAUGGUGCUAAGAAGAAGAGGAAGGAGAGAGCGACGCGGCCCAAGCUCACGCCGGAUCUCCUCCUCUCCGACGACGGCCUGGGCUUCGUCCUCCGCUACUUCCCCAAGGCGUUCAAGCCCCGCGCCCGGCCUGGAUCCGAGGUGGAAGACCUUGGCAAUCUGAUCAAGCUUUACGCGGACUGGCACUCUCGCUUGAUCCCUUACUACUCCUUCGAUCAGUUUGUGCGCAAAGUUGAGAAAGUUGGGGCCAGUGGCCGCGUUAGGAGAUGCAUUUUGGAAUUGAAGGAAAGGGUUGCCAGAGGGGGAGAUCCUACACUACUGCAUCAACCGCUAGUGGAAGAAGUCAUACCAGAGGGAGAACCUGAUGGAACCACACAAGAAGACCCAAUCCUGGGGACAGAACCUCCGUCGACGGACAAUCAUGAGGAUGUGGACCCAUUUGCGAUGGAAACUGAUGACGUGGAUCCCAUGCAAGAGGAUUUGCUAAAUGAAAUAUACGAAAAGACAGCCGAUGAACCUGUAAUAAGAUCUGGCGAUGGAGGCGCUGAACAACCUGUGGCUCCAAGAGAGGCAGAGAAGCAUCAAGAUGGAGAGGAGAGUGGCGGAAGCAAGCCAAGCAAAGUUGAGCUGACGGAGGAGCAGAAGGCGCGCAUGGAGGCUAACCGGCUCAAGGCGCUGGAGAGAGCGGCAGCAGCCCGGGCUCGCGCAUCCCAGUCGCAGCCUACUACUGAAACUACCAUCUAA
Triticum turgidum subsp. durum (durum wheat) is the source of this 966-nucleotide messenger RNA. The record is from the annotation of a GenBank genome assembly. Lineage: Eukaryota; Viridiplantae; Streptophyta; Magnoliopsida; Poales; Poaceae.